Molecule: messenger RNA, 3150 nt
Organism: Penicillium hordei
Lineage: Eukaryota; Fungi; Ascomycota; Eurotiomycetes; Eurotiales; Aspergillaceae
Product: bifunctional cytochrome P450/NADPH--P450 reductase
Exons: 5
Coding region: 1-3150 (1049 amino acids)
Cellular component (GO): cytosol
Molecular function (GO): NADPH-hemoprotein reductase activity; aromatase activity; flavin adenine dinucleotide binding
Source: RefSeq, a predicted model, not a curated record
AUGAAAAAUACGGAUUGUAUUCCCGGUCCAAAACCCCUGCCGGUGGUGGGAAAUUUGUUCGACCUCGACCUCGAUAAUGCCCUAAUGUCUAUUAUCGAAAUGGCGAACGAGUUCGGACCACUCUUCCAAAUUACCAUAAACGGCGAGAAGCAGAUCUUUGCCACCAACCAGGCUCUGGUCGAUGAGCUGUGUGACGAAACCCGCUUCCACAAGGCUGUCAUAGGCGGAAUUGAAAAGUUACGAAUGCUGGCCCAGGAUGGCCUCUUCACAGCCCACCAUGGAGAGCGCGGUUGGGGUAUUGCUCAUCGGAUACUGAUGCCUGCGUUUGGCCCGCUGCGCAUCCGCGACAUGUUCGAGGAUAUGAACGAUGUUGUGCAACAGUUAUGUUUCAAGUGGGCCCGCCAGGGAAGUUCAGCCAGUAUCAAUAUCUCCGAGGAUUUUACCCGCCUCACAUUAGACACCAUCGCCCUCUGCACGAUGAGCUUCCGGUUGAAUAGCUAUUACAACAACGAGACAAUGCACCCGUUUGUACAAUCCAUGCUAUACGUGCUGAAGGAGGCCGAUAUCCAGGCAACACUUCCCGGUGUCGCAAACUGCGUGCGUGUGAAGGCGCAGCGGCGCAUGUCCAAGCAUAUCGGGGCAAUGAGAGCCAUAGCUGGCGACAUCAUCCAAGGGCGCAGAGAAAAGCCGGAGCCAGUCGACGAUCUCCUAAACACACUACUGAACGGGCGUGACCCAGUCACCGGUGAAGGCAUGAGCGAUGAGUUGAUCAUCAGCAACAUCAUCACCUUCUUGAUCGCGGGUCAUGAGACUACCUCCGGUCUAUUGUCAUUUACAUUCUAUUACCUGUUACAACACCCAAAGGUUUUGGAGCAGGCCCGGAACGAAGUUGAUGAGGUCGUCGGGUUGGGGCCAAUCACGGUGCAACAUCUAGCAAAGCUUCCUUACAUCGAUGCAAUCAUGAAAGAGAGUUUGCGCCUGAUGCCCACCGCCCCGGGCUUUACCGUCACACCGAAGAAGCCGGAUGUGCUGGGCGAUAAAUGGAUGGUCAAUCCUGGACAAACCAUUCACGUACUGCUGCCUUCCUGUCUGCGAGACGAGGCUGUCUUUGGGCCCGACGCGGACGAGUUUCGCCCGGACCGCAUGCUGGAAGAGAACUUCUCCAAGCUCCCACCUAACUCGUGGAAACCCUUUGGCAACGGCGAACGCGGUUGCAUUGGCAGGGCAUUUGCCUGGCAGGAAGCUCAACUGGUGGUUGCCUCAAUCCUUCGAACAUUUGACUUGGUAGCAGAGGAUCCUUACUAUAAAUUGCGCAUCAAAGAGACUCUUACAAUCAAGCCCGAUGGCUUCCGGGUCCGAGCAACUCUGCGUCACGGCCAGAGUGCCACGGCGUUAUCCCAACACAAUUUGUCGGCGGGCGCUACUGCCAGCCCGGGGUCGUCAACUCAUCUAGCCGGGAAUGAGAACGGCCAGGGCGCAGCGGGAGGUCAGCCGAUUUCCUUCUUCUACGGUUCCAACAGCGGAACAUGCAAAGCUCUCGCCCACCGCCUGGCAUCGACCAUGACGACUCGCGGAUUUAGCAACCAGCAUCUAGCGCCACUUGAUAGCGCCGUCGACAAUCUGCCGAAAGAUCAGCCAACGAUUAUCGUAACUACCACAUACGAUGGGCAGCCUACGGACGAUGCGAAGAGAUUUCUCGCCUGGCUUGAAAGCGGCAAUGUCCCGUCUCUUCAUGGCGUUUCUUACGCAGUUUUUGGAUGUGGUCAUCAAGACUGGACCAAGACAUUCUAUCGCAUCCCGGUCUUGAUCGAUGACCUAAUGUAUAAGGCUGGAGCCACGCGUCUCGCAAUCAGAGGGGCAGCCAAUGCCGCCAUCAGCGAUCUCUUCUCGGAUCUCGAAGAGUGGGAAGAGACCAACCUACUGCCCGCCCUUCGGGAGAAGUUCGACCUCUCCAACAGCAGCGACUUCAAACCACUAGAUCCGCACCAGCUCCAGAUCAGUAUCAGCAAGCCCGGAAGAGUGGGUAUGCACCGGGACCUCAUCGAGGGUAAGGUGACUGCCAUCCGGACGCUAACGAGCCCCGGGGUUCCGGAGAAGCGGCAUGUUGAAUUUUGCAUCCGGAGCGAAACUACCCUCCGUCCAGGCGACCAUGUCAAUAUCCUCCCCGUCAAUCCGCCUAGCACGGUUUUGAGAGCACUAGCUCAAUUCAAUCUCGCGCCUGAUCAUAUCAUCACGUUCAAGUCUUCCAAUGCGCUCGAUCUGCCCCAGGCCCAACCAGUGUCGGCGGCCGAACUGUUCAGCUCGUAUCUGGAGCUAUCUCAACCGGCAACACGGAAUAAUCUCAAAAGUCUCGCCUCCGCCACUCCGUCAGAUGAAGACAAACAAGAGCUCCUCGAUUUCCACGAUUCUUACGAUUCGCUUAUCCGAGAUAAGCAUGUCUCGGUCUUGGAUCUCCUCGAACACUUCCCCUCCAUCACACUUCCUAUCGCCACAUUUAUCUCCAUGCUCCCCAUUUUGCGCGUUCGCACUUACUCCCUUUCCAUGGCUCCCUCCUUCAAGCCUUUGCACUGUUCGCUCACCUUCUCCAUUGUCAAUGAUCCAGCAUGGAGGGGAAAUGGUCGGUAUCUAGGCGUCGGAUCGAACUAUCUCGCCUCGCUGACCCCAGGGUCGAUUCUCUAUGUAUCUCCACGACCAGCCAAACCCGCCUUCCAUCUCCCGGAAGACCAGUCCAGUAAGCCAAUCAUCAUGAUCUGCGCAGGUAGCGGCCUUGCGCCCUUCCGCAGCUUUAUCCAGGACCGCAUGACCUGGCUGCAACAGGGCAAACCCCUCGCAAAGGCGCUAUUGUUCUUCGGCUGUCGCGGUGCCCAGCUCGAUGAUCUCUACCACGACGAACUAUCUGAGUUUGAAUCUGCGGGCGUGGUCGAGGUCCGGAGGGCAUACAGUAAAGACCCGAAUCACUACCUGGCCAAGGGAUGCCGGUAUGUGCAACACCGGUUGCUUACCGAAACCGAGACCGUCCAGGACAUGUGGGCUCAGAAUGCAACACUUUAUCUCUGUGGUUCGGCCAACCUAGCCAAAGGGGUCAAGGGCGUGUUGGAAAACAUGUUUGGCACGUUAGCUGAGGAGCGAUACAUUACGGAGAUCUUCUAG